Messenger RNA from Tyto alba (common barn owl), 2548 nucleotides. RefSeq names its product chromosome unknown C2orf66 homolog (gene CUNH2orf66). NCBI's taxonomy places the organism in Eukaryota, Metazoa, Chordata, Aves, Strigiformes, Tytonidae. The record is from RefSeq and is a predicted model, not a curated record. The transcript is spliced from 3 exons. Bases 1908 to 2213 code for a protein of 101 amino acids.
CUGAGGAGCUAGAAUCUAACUCCAAACUGUAAAUCAAGCCUUUUCCCCUUCCUGUCAUUUCCUCUAGAGGAACAUGUUUCUACUUUUGGUUGAUUAGGAAGGUAAAUUUUGCACAAAAGUAAAGUAGAAAUAAGUGUCUACCUAGAAAAUCAACAAAAUUCCUUUAUAUUGGGGCCUGCUAUUUUACAAGUUCUGUUGCUACUGCUGUUAUGCUUCUUGAUGAGUCUAGUAUCUCAAAGUUGUCUGUUAUGAAAAAUAAUUAAUGGGUUUUGAGAGAUUUUAUUUUUUAUAUGUGUGUGAAUUUUAUUUUUUUCUUAUUCCAAGUCUGUAGAAUAAUACACAAGCUGGAUAAGCUGACUUGUAUUUCUAUAUGUUACAGCAGUCAUGAAAGUUAACACUGCUAGGAUUUUGUUAACUGUAUUGCUAGUGACAUUUGGAUAUCCACAACUUUGCCUGCCUGGAAGGGUAGAGUUAGGUAUUUGUUUUGCUUUCAGAAUUUAAACCAAAGAAAGAUGUAAAGCCUCUGGUCAGAAAUAAAUAUCUAUAAUCCAGAGUAAGAUAAUGGCCAAAAAUUUUUAGUUUUAACAUGUCUAUUUAGAAAUAUAUUUUAUGUGAUACUAACUAAAGUAUCAUCUAAAUAGUGGAGAGAAGAGUCUAAUGAAAUUAUAAGCAAAAAGUUUGAGCAGCUGUGAGAUAAAGAAUGCUGUGAAAUAAGGCCAGGGUAAAUUAGCAGAAUCCUCCUUGCAGUCUCUGUCUUAGUUUCUAGUCUGACAGGAGGAUAUUGACUCCCGAUAAAAUCACAGCAACACUUCUGUUAAAAUGUUAUGAUUUUGGAUCUUGAAACAGACCUUACUUUUCUUUCUCUCCCCAGUAUCAAGAAAAUGAUCCAUAUUUCAUCUUGCUUGAAAACCAUUCAACCAGCUGUAAUUAUCUGCUAGGCGCCAUUCUAGAGAGAUGGCUAAUUACUUUUAAUUAAAAGUAAUAUUUUGAUAGAGGUCUACUGUCUCUGCUAGGAAUUUUUUUAAACUUACUAUAUGCCUAUCACCAAUUUUCUGCAAUACGGUUUAGCGAGGAGGAGUUUGCACUGCACUGUUCGAUAGCAACAGGUCUUAAGAGUAUCAAGGAUGAAAUUCUCAAGAGUCUUUAUGUCAUGGAUGGAAAUGGAAUCAUUACUGUAUUUUUGAACUCCUGCUAACGUCAUUGACACCCACCUACAGUCCACUAGAAAUAUAAGUGCAGAGAUCAGUUUGUUCACAGAUUACAAGGAGACUAACCAAGAAGGGGCAAGCCACAGCCAAAUUCACUGGUAAGCUUUAUUUUAAAGAACGUGAAAGGGAGACAUUUCUUUUUUUUUUUUUUUUUUUUUUUUUUUUCAUUGAAGCAAGUUGUGAAAUGGGUCUCUAGUAUAUUAAACCAGGCUGUAGUAUUUUUAUUGCACUUACUAAUAUAUAUAUAGUACACUUUAAUGCAAUUUUAAAAAUUGAGCUAUCUGGAUCUUAAGCCAUAUUUUUGCAUUCUUCUUGGAGCACAUAAAGAUCUGAUGCUAUAACUAAUCAGCCAAUGAAAACGGCUGUAUGUAAUAGCAAAUGUAAGUAUUUUGUGUUCAAUGUCAUAUUAGUCCCUCUCAAAAAGAGAAUUCAGUGCCUAAAAAUAGCUUUGGUAUGGGAAACAUUUCUUCAGAAUAUUUUUUUUCUUCCUAGUACAAUAGUACUAGGAAAACAAAAAAAAAAUGUUGAUAGCACACAGAUGUAAUCUGCAGUAGGCAGAUUUUCUAUGCCAUGGAUAAAUUAUUUUCAGCACUCCACUGGAUUGUCACGCUUACUCUAGUUGUUAUUAGUGACAGUUCUGUAGGACUUAAGGAGUCUGAUUCGUUGUCCUUUUACAGAUAGUCUGUUCAUCUCUUCAGCAUGUGGAAAGUGGUGCUCCUGGGUCUAUAUACAGUACUGGCUGUGAGAGGAUUGGCAAAGGGUGCACCUUUCCAACCAGAAGAAAAAUGGAAACCUCUAGAUAACCCUAGAAACAGAGACCUGUUUUUCAGAACGCUCCAGGCUUAUUUUUCGGGCAGGGGUCUUGAUCUCAGAAAGUUCCCAGCUACUUUCACUGUGAAUAAUGAAGGACCAAGGCCUGUCAUGUUCUACUCAGAUCCUAUUGCUUCUGCAUUUGCAGAUUAUGAAGAAAGGAAAAAUUCUUUUCCAAAUUAUUUCAAAGGCUGAAAGAUGCUGCUGACCAAGGUAUUAACUUUUGAACUUCAUGCGGAGUGGUAACCUUUACAGCAAAAUAUUACUGCUUUGACAUUUUAACUGUCACCUGACAAUUCAAAAUUUUCCUCACUAUCACAGUUUUCACCUAUGGAAUCUGAUAUCAUGCUGUAAUUAGCCCAUUUGCUGUCUAUUGACAAAUGUGUGAUGUUUGGCUACUACAGUUUGCCCAGCAGAAUUGUGUUUGUUUAAAUGUGAAUAAAUGAAGAGUGCAACAGUGCAUUUAACUACCACCGUCUUUUGUUCAAAACUGGUAAAUAAAGGUUACCUUUCAGUUUAUUAAAACUAGA